GCGGCCAAUCAGAGCGCAGGAUUUGUCACUCGUAUCCAGGAAGUGGAAGAUGCGCCGAACGCACGCCCGACUUCAGUCUCUGUCAGCGUAAAUUCUUCAUGAUCAAUCACUUGUAACCUCGCGCAGAAGUGAUGGACUGGUCAGAAGGAGACGGAUGCCACUCCCAUGGUCACAUGGGUGACAGUUGCCAUGGACACGGCGGAAGCCACUCCCACGGUCAUGGAGGACCUGGAUUUAGCGGUUUUAUGCCCGGUGGCUUCCACGGCCAGCUGGUCCCGGGGCCUCUCGAUCCCACGCAGCAGCCGAGGAAGGUCUCGCAUCCGGAGGACAGCAGUUCCUGGGAUAUCGUCAAAGCGACACAGUUUGGUGCUCUUGAGAGGUGUAAAGAACUUAUCGAGUCUGGUUAUGACGUUAGGCAGCCUGACAAAGAGAAUGUUACACCUCUCCAUUGGGCCGCCAUCAAUAAUCGAGCAGAUAUUGUCAAAUACUACAUAUCUAAAGGAGCUGUCAUAGACCAGCUAGGCGGUGACCUGAAUUCAACACCACUCCACUGGGCCAUACGACAGGGUCAUUUGUCUAUGGUCAUUCAGCUGAUGCGAUAUGGAGCCGAUCCAUCAUUAGCAGACGGUGAAGGGUAUCGGGGUCUCCAUCUGGCUGUGCUCUUCCAGCAUAUGCCCAUCGCUGCGUUCCUUAUGGCCAAAGGACAGGAAGUGGAUUCGCCGGACAUAAAUGGACAAACUCCACUAAUGCUGGCAGCACAAAAAAUCAUCGGACCUGAGCCCACAAACUUCCUGAUAAAGUGCAACGCUUCAGUGAAUGCGGUUGAUAAAAUGAACAGAAACUCACCUCUGCACUGCGCUGUGCUGGCUGGCAACGUUGAUGCGGUCCACAUCCUGCUGGAGGCUGGAGCCAGCAUCGACCUGGAGAAUGCCAAUGGUCACACUCCCAUUGACCUGGCACACCAGGUGCACAGCCCUCUGCUCAUUCACAUGCUCAGUGUGGUGAAGACAGAGCGCAUGAAAGCCAACUCUACGUGUCUCAAACUGCUCAACAGAUACAAGGUCUGUCUGCUGUGUGUGUUCAGUGUUGUUGUGGUCGGAGCCAUCGGUUCCAUAUUAGACAUGAAGACGGAGUCCUGGUUACUUAAGGGUGUGCUGCUGGCCUGCAUCAUAGCUGUGAUCAACCUCACUUCAAGAUACAAGAAUAUUGUGGUUCUGGCAGAGGCAGGCUGUCUGGAUCCCAGGAUAUUUUGUACUUCAUGUAUGAUGAGGAAGCCAAUGAGAGCAAAUCACUGCUUUUCCUGUAACACUUGUGUCGCUAAACAAGACCACCACUCCAUUUGGAUCAAUGGCUGCAUAGGGGCCAGAAAUCACCCAUACUUUGUGCUUUUCCUGGUUGCUCUGAACUUUCUCUGCAUAUGGAUGUUCUACGGCAGUAUCAUGUACUGGUCCAAACACUGUCCACCGCACUACACAGAGGAGGGCGUCUGGGGGGUGGUGACUACUCUGACAGGCUGCUCUCCCUGGGUGCUCUACAUCUUCUGCUUUGCUUUCUUAAACGCUUCCUGGGCCUCCAUCCUGCUUUUGGUGCAGCUCUACCAGGUGAAUGACAUGAUAUAA
Sinocyclocheilus grahami is the source of this 1619-nucleotide messenger RNA. RefSeq names its product zinc finger DHHC-type palmitoyltransferase 13 (gene zdhhc13). Gene Ontology annotation, molecular function: protein binding; palmitoyltransferase activity. The coding region runs from base 132 to 1619 and encodes 495 amino acids. NCBI's taxonomy places the organism in Eukaryota, Metazoa, Chordata, Actinopteri, Cypriniformes, Cyprinidae. The transcript has 14 exons. The record is from RefSeq and is a predicted model, not a curated record.